Diachasma alloeum is the source of this 1014-nucleotide messenger RNA. RefSeq names its product leucine-rich repeat transmembrane neuronal protein 2-like. Bases 1 to 1014 code for a protein of 337 amino acids. The record is from RefSeq and is a predicted model, not a curated record. Gene Ontology annotation, molecular function: protein binding. NCBI's taxonomy places the organism in Eukaryota, Metazoa, Arthropoda, Insecta, Hymenoptera, Braconidae. The transcript has a single exon.
AUGAAUCUCUCGGCAAUUCUCCUCAUUCUCCUCCGCAUCCUCACCGCCGUCUCACCGAACCCAGUAGGCACAACAGACUGUCGUGUUCACAAUCACCUCUACGUCUGCCUGAACGACCUCAAUCACCUCCAAAACCUGGCAUUCGAGGACGCCAAUGCAGUGCAAACAAUCGACGACAUCGAGUUGCACAUCGAGUCCCUCGAUAUCGCUGAUACGUCAGAGAGAUCAUUCUACGACGUGAGAAAUUCCACAGCCCUCUACAUGUCUGACAAUCAGCUGCGAGUCAUCAGAAAGUACUAUUUCCAUGCACUCGAUCAACUGACGUAUCUCGAUCUCAAAAACAAUGAUAUCAAUGAAAUUGAGGACGGCGCAUUUGUGAGACUGUCGAGCCUCGAGACACUUCUUCUCGAUGGCAAUCGCAUAACGAGAUUGGGUCCGACUGUCUGGAAGGGAUUGACAUCCCUGAGGGAGCUCUACGCCACCAAUAACUCAAUUGUCCUGAGGAAAAAUAUAUUCAGAGGUCUGAGACAACUGGAGACAUUGGCCCUAGAUGCUAAUGAGAUUGCCGAAGUACCCACUGGCACUUUCAACGGUCUUCCACACAUGGAUCUCCUCUAUCUCUCCCGAAAUGAGAUAGUCUCGCUCCAUCAGGACGUAUUUCGCGGGCUGACAGAGCUCAAUGAACUCGAUUUAUCCAGGAAUCGUAUUGUCACGAUUCCCAGCGGACUCUUCCGGAAUAUGGCUUCAUUGCAUUCAUUGUGGCUCAAUGCAAAUCGCAUUGCUUCACUUCAGACUGGAUGCUUCGAUGGACUCGAGUGUUUGUCGUUCCUGUUUCUCAGUGGAAAUGAACUUGAGUCUGUUGAUAUGUCAAUUUUCGAGAUGAUGAGGAAAGUUUCGAUUGAGCCCGGGUUUAUCAUUGACGGAACUUUGAGUGUUAAUUUGACGGUUGUCAAGGGAAUGGUGAGGUGUGAGAGCACCGGGUGUGAGGAGCCUUACAGCUGUGAAGAAGUUUAA